This is a messenger RNA of Sorex fumeus (smoky shrew), 889 nucleotides long. RefSeq names its product GRB2 related adaptor protein 2 (gene GRAP2). The record is from RefSeq and is a predicted model, not a curated record. NCBI's taxonomy places the organism in Eukaryota, Metazoa, Chordata, Mammalia, Eulipotyphla, Soricidae. The coding region runs from base 138 to 869 and encodes 243 amino acids. The transcript has 6 exons. Gene Ontology annotation, molecular function: protein binding.
UCUUAAGUAACCAAGAGGAGUGGUUCAAGGCAGAGCUCGGCAGCCAAGAAGGAUACGUGCCCAAGAAUUUUAUAGACAUCCAGAUUCCCGAGUGGUUUCAUGAAGGUCUCUCGCGACAUCAGGCCGAGAACUUACUCAUGGGCAAGGAGGUUGGCUUCUUCAUCAUCCGGGCCAGCCAGAGCUCCCCCGGGGACUUCUCCAUCUCCGUCAGGCACGAGGACGAUGUCCAGCACUUCAAAGUCAUGAGGGACAGCAAGGGCCACUACUUCCUGUGGACCGAGAAGUUCCCGUCCCUCAACAAGCUGGUGGACUAUUACCGGACGGCCUCCAUCUCCAGACAGAAGCAGAUCUUCCUGCGGGACAGAGCCCAGGACGACCAGGGCCCACGGGGCAGCAGCCUGGACCGGCGUGCGCAGGGAGGCCCCCAUCUCAGCGGUGCCGUGGGGGAGGAGGCCCGGCCGUCCAUGCACAGGAAGCUGUCAGACCAGCCUGCGCCCGCUGCCCAGUGCCUCCCAGGACCGCCGCCCCCACACCAGCGCUACCUCCAGCACCCCCAUUUCCACCAGGAACGCCGCGGAGGCAGCCUGGACAUCAACGACGGCCACGUGGGCCCAGGCACGCCCAGCGAGAUGAACACCGCGCUCAUGCACCGCCGGCACACGGACCCCGAGCAGCUGCAGAUGAUCGGGCGCGUGCGGUGGGCCCGGGCACUCUACGACUUCGAGGCGCUGGAAAGCGACGAGCUAAGCCUGCGCUGUGGGGAGGUGGUCGAGGUCCUGGACAGCUCGAACCCGUCCUGGUGGACCGGCCGCCUGCACAGCAAGCUGGGCCUCUUCCCUGCCAACUAUGUGGCCCCUCUGAGCCGGUGAAGACCCCGGGGGGCGCCCAG